CACAAGGCGCAGCCCCGCAGCCGGGCGGGCCGGGCUGGGCCUGCAGCGCCCAUGCCGCGGGCCAAGCGCAGGAGCCGGCGGCGCCGCCGCCCCGGAGCCGUGCCGCCGCUGGCGCUGGCGUUGCUGGGCGGGCGCGAGCCCUGCAGCCCCCGGGCGCGGGCCGCGGCGCUGGCCGCCGAGUGCCGCUGGGUGCCCGGCGGGGCGCUGGUGACGGGCGGCCGGCGCGGCCUGGAGGAGCUGGCGGCGCCCCGGGGCGCCUCCCCGCCCUGGGCCGCCGCCGCCCCGGCGCCGCCGCCGGCCCCCGCGCCGCCGCCGGCCCCCGCGCCGCCGGAGCCCGAGGCGGCGCCGCGGCUGCGCACCGUGUACGUGAACCCGCGCUGGCUGCAGCGCCAGGCGGCGGCGGCCGCGGCCUUGGCGGGCCUGGCGGGCCCGGCCGCGGGGCAGGGGCAUGGGGAGGCCGAGGUGGCGGGCGCCACGGCCACGGCGAGCCCCUACGUGGGGCUGCGGCGGCCCCUGGGCCACCAGCUGGGCCCCGCCACCAAGGAGCGCAUCUGGCGGGGGGAGUUCAUCGACCUGUUCUCGCUGCUGCACACCGAGCUGGCCCCCGAGCGGGGCCGGGGCCAGGGGCGGGGGGACACGCUGGACCAGUGGGUGUCGGCCUUCCUGGUGUACGCCAGCGUGCUGUGCGAGCGGCACCCCCACAAGUGCGGGGCCAUGUUCAAGUACCUGGACAUGAUCCGCAAGUUCCACGCCACCUAUGGCGGCACCUCCUGGCUGCGCUACGACGAGGACUUCCGGCGCCGGGCCGCCCAGGACCCAGGCCUGGCCUGGGGCGACGUGGACCUGCAGCUCUGGAUGAAGUGGAUGUCCCCGCUGAAGCCUCCCAGAAGUCGGCAGCUGCCUGCUGAGGGCGACGAGCAGGCGCCGCCCCCAUCACCACCACUGCCGCCACCGCCCCUGCCGCUGCUGCCCCCCAGACCGGAUGAGAAGAGUCAGGUGUGCGGCGGGGCUUUGGCCGGGGGCGCGGGCUCCCGCACCGACUGCAGCUCCGAGCAGGAGGGCACCAGGUGCCAGGGGUGUCCCGGCGCGCUUGGAGAGGACAGGGAAGGGCUCGGCGACAGGACACGGGAAGGAGGCGAGCAGCGGGGCUCGGAGAGCCACUCGAGUUGAGACAGGGCCUCGCUUAGAGUAGAGGCGUGGAGCCAUCACCAAUAGCUGAACUGGUGCAACCGUGAACACGCACAGGUAUAGUGACUCACUCCAUUGGUGGGGCUUACCCUAUUGCAAACAGCAGUGAGCUCCACCGUGCAACAGCUGACUUUCCUGUAUAUGGCUGGGGAUGCGCCAGUCCAGUUACGCAGAUAGCAGUGAUGGGGCAUAUCCCCAGUGUAGACGAGGCUGAAAGCUGAAUGGCUUAUUGUCAGAUGCACGAUGCUGGGAAAAUUUUUAUUACUGUGCUGAAUAUAUCUUUUUGUUUUGUUUUGUUUUAAUUCUUUUGAACCCAAAGGAAGGUGCCUUUGCAUCCUUUUCGGUUUGUUUAUUUUUUAGGGGUUUUUUUGCUUUUCUGUUCCUGUAUGUAUUGUAUUUCAUAGUGACUGUUGGUCCAAAAGUUUGGUAAAUAUGUUGGAUGGUACUAGCCUAAUCUGGAAGCAGAUAACUUUUCAAGGGGAUUUGCAAACGUGUAAUCAAUCACACUUAGUCUCAAAUUUUGCCUUGUAUCGAAACUGGUUUGUCUUAGCCAACUUCCAAAAUAGUGGAAAUGCCACCAUAAAAUAAGUACUGUAAUAGCUCCCACUACAGCUGUUGUGGCAUUAGUACACUCUAAUGAUGGUAUCCUGUUCUUAUGCAAUUUGUUCUGACAGCUCUAUUUAGACUUCUCCAUUCUGAACUGAAGCAGAUCAGUUUUUACUUCAUUGGAGGUCUUACCACGUGAGCGCUCUAAAUAUAAUAUGUCAGAUACAUAUAUAUAUAUUUUUUUAAUUUAUCAGAGGUUUGAAUUCCAGCUUGUAUCUGAAUCAAGAGUCUGGUUACAGUUACAAGUUAUUCUAUCUGUUAGUACUUUGUGCUGGACAGAUAUCCUAUUAAGAAUUUUGUUCCUGUUGAAAUUGGUGGUAAAAAUUCCUGUUGUGGUUUUUUUGGGGGGGCGGGCAGUUGCUGGCAUAGGAUUUGGCUCAAAUUUGGAAAGUUUUUCCCCAGACCUGAAAAAUGUGAUAAGAAUUUACCAGUUUUUUUUAGAAAAGUGUUAAAUGUAUUCUAGUCUCUAAAUAGGUUUAGCUAUGUAGUUUUUUUUGGUAUUGUAGAUUAAGGGCCCCACCUAAAUAUAAAGUUUGUACUAGCAGUACCACUUUAACUAAUCUGUAAAGUGGUAUAGCUGCCCCUCAUGUGGAUGCAGUUACAUCCGUAUAAAAAUGCUUAUGUUGUCAUACCAGUGCAAGCACUUACAGGAAUAAACUAUAACUAUUUCAGUUAAAUUAUACCCCUAAUUGAAAUAAUAAUACAAGUGUAGUUUUUAAGCAUAGGCUGCAUCAUUUAAGAUGAAGUGUGGGACUUUCCUGACAGGGCAAGGGCAUCAGUGGAGGUCCAAACGUACAAUGGAGUUGCUGUCCUUAGAAUGAGAAAAGGAAAUAGGUUUUUUCCCCCUUACUCUCUCUUAAUUUGCUAUUUGUGGUUUUGUUAUGAUAUGUUAAGACAGAGUCAAAGAAAUAAAAAUUGUGCCUGUUUUGGUGAGAGGACCAGAGAACUACAGUGGCCUAAACCUGAAUCUAUACAUUUCCCACUUGAAUGAUUGACAAAAGCAGGGAUGCUGUCUUACACAAAGAUUUCUCCCAGAUUGCUUGUUGAAUCAAAUGUGUGCUUUUUUCGUUUUGUUUAAUAUAUUUUUACAAAAUCAGAGAACACUUUCACACAGCCCAAUGCAACUGUGGACAGGUGAACAGUUAAGGAAGUUUUAAAAUUCUUGUGCUUUACAGCUGUUCCAUUGUAACUUCUGUCUGUCCACUCUUAAAUGGAAGCUGAACUGUUCAUAACAAGCCCUAUUUUAUUCAGCCAUAAUGUUGCUGUGGUCUGAUUCCACUAUACCUGUGCAAGAGUGGACAGACAAAACAGUUUCAGAAAUUCAACUGAUGCAAGCUCUCAAGCAGUGAGUCCCUCUCCUUUCUUAAACCGGUUGAAUGUGAUAGCUGUUUACAGCUUAAACCAGUGGUUCUUAACUGGAGUACCAUGAGAACUGCCCCCCGCCCCUCCCUUCUGGGGUGCUGCAGCAUUGCUGGCUGGGUAAAACUGCCUCACAUGCUUCUGCAUUAGGGCUCUUUGAUAAAACUGAAGCAAGUAGGAUUGCUGCUUUGGGCUGCAGUUGUUCCCAGUCUAGCCCCUCACCCCCCCCCCCCCCCCCCACACACACACACUUUCUGGAAAUAGUUUCACCUAUUUUGCAUGCCUCCGUGUCUGGGGGAUGUUGUGCAAAGUUGGAUUGGGAAGGGUUGAGCAUGAGCCAGCUUUCCUCCCCACUUUAAGCUGAUCAGAGAACCCUAAUGCAGAAGUAGUGUGUGCACGUGUCACAGCCCUUUCCAGCUUGGCUGUGCAAGUAGGCACAUGCAGAAGUUUUAUCUGAAGGCAGCAACACAGUUGAGAAGCACUGAGAUAAACUGAGCAUAGUGGUUUUUAGCUGGGGGUACUGCCACAUUCAAAAAAAGUUGUGCAGGGGUGGUGCGACUCUCGGAAAAGGUUGAGAACAACUGGCCUAAAUGAUCCUUCCUCUCUCAAUUGAAGGCUUUGAAGACUGAUUAGAUUAGAUUUCAAUGCCUUGUAAAAUCUGUAGUUCUGCAAGCCUACAGAGAAUCACUGGUAUUAACUAAAUGAAAAGUUGGUAUUUCUAAUGUAAGAAUAAGCAUAAAUAUAAACAAACAAAAACCUGAAGUUUACUUCAUAAAUUAGUAAUAUGGAAAUAUCAUUUUUAUUCUUUAAGAGACGAGACAGAGAGCUUAAGUUAGUAGGCAUGAGUACAGCCAACUGAGAUAAAUUAUAGCAAACUGAAGUCUGGGUUAAUAUUAGCCAAAAAAAUUUCAGACCCAUGCAACCACAAAGUUGGUUGGAAGGGCAGUUAGAUUAAGUGUAUGAGUUAAUAUAUUAUAACUGACUAACUUUGGAUUUUAAAUAUUUGCAGAUUUGUUAAAAACAGAAUUUCUUAUUGGUGCCAACAGCCUGAAUCCAUUGGUGUUUAAGAGGAGCUCUGGUAUUCUAGUGCAUUUUUUUACCUCUGCUUCUGUUGCAUUGCAAGCUGUGCUAGAGAAGACAUAGGAAAUUCGUUUUACCCAAUCAGCAAUUGUAACAAUGGACUACAAACCUACAGAGCAAGCCAGUUUGUUGGAAAACAGGAGUUCCUGCAGCGCAGCACUUGACACAGACUAUCCAGAGGGCAGAGAUUCAAGAGGGUGAAUAAAUCUGAAACAAUCUCCAGAAGGGGAAUCCUAACCUAAAAUUCUAAUUUGAAAAUAUUAGCCAUUUAAAAAACAGAUUGCCCUUUCUCAUUUGAGCAGUGUAUCACAACUGGACACUUCAAAACGUGUGUACUGUACUACUAAAAAAUCUAAUACUUGUCUUUGUUAGAGUUGUUAAUUUUUACCAUUUCUGAAAAAUAUCUGCAGCAAAUGUGUAUGAACUUGAAAUUAUCUUACAUUCAGUAUAUCUCAGGUGGUUGAAAUAAUUGCUUUAUAAGGCUCACCUAAUACUGCCUCUUAAUUUUUUUUCUCUGAACUCCCCUCCCCAUCUUUAAUUUACACUGGCACCAUUGAAAACAGGCAUAACAGUCAUACGUAUCUAGGUCCUUACCCAUACUAAGAGUUGACCUAAAUUCUUCUUCCAUUUACAUCCCAGUAGCAUACUAGCAUCCAGUACAUACAUCUGAGUGGUGUAUCUGGCAUCCUAAGUCUCAGGUAUGAUUGUUUAUAGUCUGGUGCCAAUGAGAAUCAGAUUAGAUGGUCUAUGGUGUAACAAUACUCCAUUUUCUUCAGUGGCUUAUUUUCCAUUUCUCUCCCCACACAUCCUAGAGAAUAUGAUUGAAGUAAUACUAUGCUACAAUAACACACUAUGGUAAGGUCAUGCCUUUCAUUGUAUCAGGAAAAUCUGCCACUAUCUGUUCUAUUUUCCCCCUUCUUAAUAGUCUCAGUUACAUGAAUUAACAUGAAAUGUUUGUAAAUUCAUGUUAAAGUGUUUGAGAUCUCAUCUAAAUAAAUUUUUAUAUAUAAAA
Molecule: messenger RNA, 5245 nt
Organism: Alligator mississippiensis (American alligator)
Lineage: Eukaryota; Metazoa; Chordata; Crocodylia; Alligatoridae
Product: forkhead box protein K1
Exons: 2
Coding region: 52-1170 (372 amino acids)
Source: RefSeq, a predicted model, not a curated record